UGUGAGCUGCGUGCUUAUCAUAGUGUUGAAGACGGCAAUGCCUCGCAGGGCACAACCAGCGGGCGUGCUCUCCUCCUCGCCGGGUCGUUUGCGUUGCCUGACCGUGCUCACGGCCGCGUGGGGGUCACACGGCUUUCGAUCGAUCAGCAGCUGCAACGGCGGCACCCGCGUCCACGUCGCUACUACUGCGGCUGCCACAAACGAAGUAAGGGAGGUGCAGGUGGAGGAGAGGCCAUGGCUUGGCAAUGGCCCGGAUCCGAUGGCAAGCACAGGAAAGAUUCGACCAGGCACCAGCGCUUCCCUGGGAGCAGCUGUUGUGGGGGAACCUGGAGGAAAGGGCAAGGGCGUCGCGGCCGAGGAGAUGUGGCUCAACGGCCCGUUCAAUGCUCCCGUGCCGCCAGGACCCCUAGAUAUUUUGUUCGUGGACGAGGAGAUAGUGGUGUGUAACAAGCCAAGUGAUCUUCUAUGCGUCCCGGGGCGUAUCGAGAAGGACUCGCUUGCCACCAGGGCUGCCCUGGAGCUGGGACACUACCGGGUGGACAGAAUGAUCGUGCACCGGCUAGACAUGGCGACGUCCGGCUGCGUGAUUAUGGCCCGCACGGAUGCAGCUCUCAAGGACCUCAACCGGCAGUUUCGAGAGCGCCAAGUGCGGAAACGCUACGUUGCGAUGGUGCACGGUGUCCUCUGGGCGGACGAAGGGGAGGUCGACCUUCCGCUCUGCCGAAAUAGGGGCUGCCCGCCGCUCCACAUGGUCAACUUCGAGCACGGAAAGCCGUCGCUCACAAAAUGGCGAGUCCUGGAGAGGGCUGCCGACCGGACAAGAGUGGAGCUCAUUCCCGUGUCGGGCCGUUCGCACCAACUGCGACUUCAUAUGAAUGCAAUAGGUCAUCCAAUCCUGGGCGACCACUUCUACGGCACCAAGGACUCUCUCGAUCUCGCGGACCGGUGCCUGCUGCACGCGCACACUCUGUGCCUUCGACACCCAAAAACGGGGGAGAGAACAAUGUUUACCGCUCCUUGCGAAUUUUGAACUUUGGAGCUUGAGCGUGACUUGUUCGCCCACGGUUCCACUGUUUCGCAGGGUGUUUAGAGGGAGAGGAUUCCACCCGGGCACGGUUUGUUGUUGUUUUUCUGGUUUCGCUUGUGCCUGGUGUUGGAUGUGUUCAAUGUGAUGAUUUUUUCUGGUUGGGAUUACAUUCUCUGCCAUGUACUACUCAAGAGCCAACGUUGCCCGCAAAUUGGAUGUGAAGAACUCAUUUCGGCUCAUCU
Ectocarpus sp. CCAP 1310/34 is the source of this 1269-nucleotide messenger RNA. The record is from the annotation of a GenBank genome assembly. Lineage: Eukaryota; Phaeophyceae; Ectocarpales; Ectocarpaceae.